This is a messenger RNA of Epinephelus moara (kelp grouper), 1715 nucleotides long. It is a transcript of the gene abrab, whose product is annotated as actin binding Rho activating protein b. NCBI's taxonomy places the organism in Eukaryota, Metazoa, Chordata, Actinopteri, Perciformes, Serranidae. Gene Ontology annotation, biological process: positive regulation of Rho protein signal transduction; positive regulation of transcription by RNA polymerase II. The transcript has 2 exons. Gene Ontology annotation, molecular function: actin binding. The coding region runs from base 99 to 1370 and encodes 423 amino acids. The record is from RefSeq and is a predicted model, not a curated record. Gene Ontology annotation, cellular component: sarcomere.
AGAGGAGAUGAAUAUGUUGUAGCGAAUCUGACAGCUGUAAAGAAAGAUCACUUAGCAGGUUUAAUUGUGCCUAAUUUGACACAUUAAUACUCAUAAUCAUGUCUGACAAACAGAGCAGCCAAAGGAAGCCAUCCACCAACAGGAACAUCAAGAAGCUGCGCACUGUUAGCAUGGUGAGCAGCCUUAUGGGCAGCUGGCAGAAGUGGGUGACGGACAAUGAGAAGAAGCAGGCCAGUGAACCCAGCGGCUGGUGUCCAUAUUCACUGGGAGGACCAGAAGAGGUACCUAGAAAGACAUGGGUCCCAAAGAAGCAUCCUCUCACUCAGAUCCAGCCAACAGAAGCUCCUCAAAAUCAUGAAAUCAGCUCUGGGGAGGCUCAAAAGACAACUCCUCACAAGGAGACCAAAGACACAAUCAAGACUGAGGAGGUCAAGACUUCAGCUGAGCCACCAUCUGGCAUCAAGGUAAAGCAAGUGGUGAAGACGGUUACCAGCGGGGUAACAGAGAAAGGCGCAGGCAUCGCGCUCCUGACAGAGAGGAUCAAGAGGGAGUCUCUGCCAUCAGAUGAGGAGAUUGACAGGCUUCUGAAGAAGAAAAGCUCGCCGACACGUCGCAGAAAAUGCUCCAACAUGGUGUCAUCUCUGACCAAAAGCUGGAAGCAAGUGGAGAAAGAGCACAAAGUUGGGAAAGAGGGAGGUGGACCAGAAAAGGAACGUACCUGUGGGGGUGAUAAAGGUGACAGUGGACAUCCUGAGGCAGAGAAGGAGAGGCUGGACUUGGAAGAUGCUCAAACACACAGGACAAGCUUUUUGAAAGAAGCAGAGCAAGAAGACUCUGAAGAAGAGUCUUACUCAGCAAUACGGAUUAAAAGACCGUCAAUCUCUGCGUACAAAAAGGAAGCUGAGGAUGCCAACAAGAUCAACACCCUCUCCAAGAAAUACAGCGCUGUGGGAAACCUCAAGAGCCGCUGGCAGGACUGGGCCUCAGAGCACACCGUCAGCCAGAAACUGAACCCCUUCAGUGAAUAUUUCGACUAUGAUUACUCCAUGUCCCUCCGCAUCCAAAAGGGUGAGGACGGUUACGGACGCCCCAAAGAGGGAUCCAAAACUGCAGAGAGAGCCAAACGUGCCGAGCAGCACAUCCACCGCGAGAUAGCUGACAUGUGCUACGUUAUCAGGACUAUGGCCGAUCCAGACCCGGAUGGAAAGACACGCAUCACGUUUGGACAGCUGUUUGACAGAUAUGUUCGGAUCUCUGAUAAGGUAGUGGGGAUCCUGAUGAGAGCCAGGAAACACGGGAAGGUGGCGUUUGAAGGGGAGAUGCUGUGGCAAGGCCAGGAUGAUGGAGUGAUCAUUACUCUGCUGGUGUGAUGUUAACACCUGGGUCAGAGUGGCACUGGCAAUCCUCUUACAGGUACUUGUAAAAUAACCUCGGUCAUUAUCAAGCAGGGCUAAGAGGAGGAUUUAAAAUACAGUCUGACCUGGGUCUAUUCAGUGGACGCUUGCAGAACAAUAUCAAAGGAGUGUGGAGACUACAAAGCUUGGCGGAUGAAUUCAUGUGGAUUAUCAAAAGAAUAUUUUGCUGCUAUUUCUGUCGACUCUUUCUGUCAGUGUUGUGGACAUUUUGAGUUGUAGCUGCCACGCACAUAUUUUGAAAAAGACUUUGAAGUUUUAAAUCAGGAGCUCUGGAGAGUUAGCGUUCUAGUUUUUGGGCCG